AUGUCGUUCCCAAAGUACAAGCCGUCGCGCCUGGCCACUCUACCCAGUACUCUCGAUCCAGCCGAGUACGACAUAUCUCCGGAGAACCGGCGGGCUCAAGCCGAGCGCCUGGCCAUAAGAUCCCGUCUUAAACGGGACUAUCUACUUCAGUACAACGACCCCAGCCGCCGAGGGCUCGUCGAAGAUCCUGCCUUGACUCGUUGGACCUAUGCAAGAUCAGCAAAUGUCUAUCCUAAUUUCAGGCCUACUCCCAAGACCUCUCUCUUAGGAGCUGUGUUUGGCAUUGGGCCCCUGUUCUUCUGGUAUUAUGUUUUCAAAACUGACAGGGAUAGAAAAGAAAAACUUAUCCAAGAAGGAAAAUUGGAUCGAACACUUAAUAUCUCGUACUAA
This is a messenger RNA of Orycteropus afer afer, 390 nucleotides long. It is a transcript of the gene NDUFB4, whose product is annotated as NADH:ubiquinone oxidoreductase subunit B4. The coding region runs from base 1 to 390 and encodes 129 amino acids. Gene Ontology annotation, cellular component: mitochondrion. Lineage: Eukaryota; Metazoa; Chordata; Mammalia; Tubulidentata; Orycteropodidae. The transcript has 3 exons. The record is from RefSeq and is a predicted model, not a curated record.